Messenger RNA from Protopterus annectens (West African lungfish), 2905 nucleotides. Its product is annotated as toll-like receptor 1. The transcript is spliced from 2 exons. The record is from RefSeq and is a predicted model, not a curated record. Gene Ontology annotation, molecular function: protein binding; transmembrane signaling receptor activity. Gene Ontology annotation, cellular component: membrane. Gene Ontology annotation, biological process: immune response; toll-like receptor signaling pathway; inflammatory response. Bases 177 to 2549 code for a protein of 790 amino acids. NCBI's taxonomy places the organism in Eukaryota, Metazoa, Chordata, Ceratodontiformes, Protopteridae.
GCUCUAUGCAAAAACUUCCAGGGAAAUAUACACCAAUAUUGUGACCAAGAUGUGAGUUUGAUGGAUGAAAAAAAUUGAGGUUUGUUCUCUUGAGACAAGUUAGCAUCCUUUUUAUUACCACUUGAGCACCACUGGAAUUCCUUUUUGCAAUUCUAUGAAACAAAUGACAUACAAUAAUGGCAAGUAAUAUUAUAAAGAUCAUUAUCUGCAUUUUGCUACUUAAAUUCUGCAACAGCAUUGUUAUGCCUGAUGGGAAACAUAUAAAAAGUUAUGCCUCAAUGGGUCUGACUUCAGUUCCAAGAAACAUGUCAACAGAAAUACAAAUGCUUGAUAUGUCUCAUAACCAGAUAUCUGAAAUCCACAGGCUUGAUUUUCAGCCGCUGAUGAGGAUGACAUUUUUGAAUCUGUCCUUUAACUUGAUUAAAGUUAUUCCUGCUGAAGUUUUCCAGUUUAAUACAGAUUUGACAUACCUUGACUUAUCAAACAAUUUGCUACAUAAUACUGAAUGUUCCUUUCUUAGAUAUACAGUAGCACUGACAUACUUAGAUAUUUCUUACAAUAAAUAUGAAAUCAUGAUAUUAGGAGAAGAAUUUCUUUCUUUACCAAGAUUAAACUUUUUGGGACUGAGUACUGCAAAUCUGUCAAAACAUAAUCUAGAAUUCAAAUCUCCACUGGAAAUAGACACAGUUUUUCUUGGCUUAGACAAUAUUAUUGUUUAUGAAUAUAGAAGCCUAAAGGGUCUAAAAUCUAAAAAGUUACAUAUUUCCUUACCCAAGAAUGAAUCCAUGGCCAGGACUAUUGUAACAGAUGCUAUUCUCUCAUCACUAAGUUUAGAACUAUCAAAUGUUUUAUUCACAUCUGGGAAUAACAUCUAUCAUGAGAAAGAAACUCCAUUUCUGAAGAACCAGAAAUUAUCAAGCCUAAUUCUUAACAAUCUUAUGUUAACGUGGACAUCUUUUCUGGGUAUGUUAAAAGACAUUUGGAGUUCAUCACUUAUUUCUUUAUUCAUCAACAACAUAACCAUUAUUGGUAAAGUUGAACAGUUAAACUUUACAUAUAAUGACACCUCACUGAAGGCUUUAACAUUAAAAAAGGUAAGAUUUACAAUAGUUUAUAUGGAUCAUGUUUACUUAACCACACUAUUCAUAAAUAUGAACAUACAGAAUUUGUCUGUUACAGAGGCUCCCAUGGUAUUCAUGAAUUGUCCAACUUAUAAUAGUACACUGCAUUUUCUAGAUUUGUCAAACAAUGUUUUGUCAGAUCAAGCGUCUCAAGUCUGUCCUAAUUUUCCAGUUCUGGAAUCCAUCAUAUUAAGAGGCAAUAAAUUCAAGCAGAUUUCCAAGGUCAGCAAAAUGACCAAAAUGAUGAAAGCUUUGAAACAUUUUGAUGUUAGUGGCAGCCAACUUCAUUAUGAUGGUGGUCCAGAGGAAUGUGGUUGGCUGGAAUCUCUUGUGAAGCUAAACAUGUCUUUCAACAAUUUGCAACACACGGUUUUUAAAUGCUUGCCAGAGAAAGUUGAAAUACUUGAUCUACAAUACAACAAAAUAACGUAUAUUCCCAGAAAUCUUGUCCAUUUAACAUGUCUAAAGCAACUAUAUAUUGGUUUCAACCAUCUCAGUAGUCUCCCUGGUUGUAGUGACUUUAAAAAUAUUGAACUGCUGGUUGUAGAAAACAAUUUACUUCAUAGCAUUAGUUCUGAAAUUUUCAAAGACUGUAACAAUUUAACAAUCCUUAAUGCAAGGAAUAAUCCAUAUCAAUGCACCUGUGACUUAUACAAUUUCAUUAGCCACUCAAACAGACUGGACAUGAAACUGGUAGGCUGGCCAGAUAUGUACAAAUGUAAAUACCCAGAUGUGUUUAAUGGAACAGGAUUGAAAGACUUCUCCUUACCAGAGCUGUCGUGUAAUAUACCUCUUUUGGUUAUUACUGUUCUCAUCAUUGCAUUUGCUUUUACAUUCAGUAUGCUAGCAUUAUGCCGCUAUCUUGAUUUACCAUGGUACUUCAGAAUGGUAUGGCAAUGGACACAGACAAAAAGGAGAGUGCUGAAAAAGAAAUCUUCACAGUUGUUGCCAGAUAUGAAGUUUCAUGCUUUUGUUUCUUACAGUCAGCUUGAUUCCGACUGGGUGAAAGAAUACCUUAUACCAAACUUGGAGAAAGGGGACAAACCUUUAAGAAUCUGUCAGCAUCAACGAGACUUCAUUGCUGGGAAAAGCAUAAUAGAAAACAUUAUUAACUGCAUUGAGAAAAGUUACAAGUCCAUUUUUGUCUUGUCUUCCAAUUUUAUAAAGAGUGAGUGGUGUCACUAUGAACUCUAUUUUGCACAUCACAAGCUUUUCAGUGAAAAUGCAGAUAAUCUCAUUUUAAUUUUACUUGAACCAAUCCCCCAGUAUACAAUCCCAGCAAAAUACUACAGACUGAAAGGACUCAUGGCAAAGAGGACAUAUCUAGAAUGGCCCAAGAACAAAAUCAAACAUGGACUUUUCUGGGCUAACCUAAGGGCUGUUAUAGAUAUCAGUCUACCUGAAACAGAAAUGGUGACAUGUGUUUAAGAUAACUCAUAUCAGAAAAUUUAUUACAUGUGGAUUGCCAACAGGUUUUGCUGGAAGAUUUUGCUUAUUUUAGAAAUAUGCACACAAUUAUGUAACAUACAAUAAGUUCAAAAGAAGAGGACACUUCCUGCCAUACAAAAAGGCCUACAUAAUAUGUGAUGUCAAACUGUGUUCUGCUAUUUAUCUGAAAUAUCUCUAUAUCUAUAUUUGCUAUGCAGGACUUCUGAAGAAGUACAGCUGCAUCCAUUUCUGUUUGGAUUAAGUGUAGACUGUUGUAAGCAAGAUAUAUAUUAACCCAGUUUCAACCCCCACCCCCUACACACACACACACGCACACACACACACACACACACACA